This is a messenger RNA of Mycena citricolor, 411 nucleotides long. NCBI's taxonomy places the organism in Eukaryota, Fungi, Basidiomycota, Agaricomycetes, Agaricales, Mycenaceae. The record is from the annotation of a GenBank genome assembly.
AUGAUCAUCAGCAAGGAGAACCGCCGAGUCAUCUACGAGAACCUCUUCAAAGAGGGUGUCCUUGUUGCCAAAAAGGACUUCAAUGCUCCCAAGCACGAGGAACUUGACGUCCCGAAUCUGCAGGGCUACGUGAAGACUCAGUUCUCGUGGCAAUGGUACUACUAUGUGCUCACCCCGGAGGGUGUUGAAUACCUCCGCGAAUGGCUUCACCUCCCCGCUGAGAUUGUCCCCGCUACCCACAAAAAGGCUGCUCGCCCACCGCGCCCCGCAGGUGUUCGCCCGUCUGGCGAUGGCGCCUACCGUGCUCCCCGUGGAGACCGUGAUGACUACAGGAAGAAGGACGCUGGUGGUGCUCCCGGCGAGUUCCGCCCUCAGUUCGCUGGUGUGGGACGUGGCGGACCGAGGGAGUAG